AUGGUGGCCUUGAAAGGAGGGACUAGACCGCCAUGGGUGGGGCUUGGAGCUGCAGUUUGGGUCCAAAUAGCCGCUGGGAAUGCAUACAACUUCCCUCUCUACUCGCACUCUCUAAAAUCUGUUCUGGGUUUCAAUCAGCACCAGCUCACAAUGCUUGGAGUGGCCAAUGAUAUUGGUGAGAGCAUUGGGCUCCUUCCGGGCAUGGUCUGCAACAAGUUUCCACCUUGGGUUGUUCUUUCGAUCGGUUCUUUUGCAUGCUUCUUUGGCUAUGGUGUUCUCUGGCUUGCCCUUAGCGGUACUGUUGAGUCCUUGCCUUACUGGGUGUUGUGGAUUGCGCUUUGUGUAGCGACCAAUAGUAGUGCUUGGUUCAGCACAGCAGUUCUUGUAACUAACAUGAGAAACUUCCCUCUCAGUCGGGGCACUGUUGCUGGUAUUAUCAAAGGUUAUGGAGGCCUCAGUGCGGCAGUGUAUACAGAGAUUUACAGUGUUAUGCUUCACAAUUCCUCUUCUGAGCUUCUGCUAUUCCUUGCACUUGGCGUUCCUACAUUGUGUCUCAUUAUGAUGUUUUUUAUUAAGCCAUGCAUUCCUGCUUCCGGGGAUGAUUCUGCAGAGCAUUGGCAUUUUCUUUUCACCGAAGCCACUAGUGUUGUAUUGGGCUUGUACCUUCUCACAACAACAGUUUUGAACAAAGUGCUUUCUUUAAGUGGUCCCAUUUCUUAUACUUUUCUGCUCAUAAUGGUGCUCCUCCUUAUGGCUCCACUUGCUAUCCCUGUUAAGAUGACAUUCUACCCCUCAAAUCGCAGCAAGUCGGGGGCACUUGGUCAACCACUUGGGUCUUCGGACCAUGUAAUUCAAGAUGAUUGCAAUGCAGAGAAAACAGAACCAUUGCUGACACCAUCUUCAUCAGCGACAAACCUUGGAAGUCUUCACGAAAGUGAGAGUGUGUCAGAUGUAGACACACUUCUUGCUGAGGGUGUAGGAGCAGUGAAGAAAAAGAGGAGACCUAGAAGAGGAGAGGAUUUCAAGUUCGGAGAAGCUUUGAUCAAGGCUGAUUUCUGGCUUCUGUUCUUGGUUAACUUUGCUGGGGUUGGCUCUGGGGUUACUGUUCUCAAUAACCUGGCCCAGAUAGGGAUAGCUCAAGGUGUUCAGGAUACAACAAUCCUGUUAUCCCUCUUUAGCUUUUUCAAUUUUGUGGGUCGUCUUGGUGGCGGUGCUGUUUCUGAACAUUUUGUUAGGUCGCAAACAAUCCCAAGGACAAUUUGGACGACUUUCACACAAAUAAUAAUGAUCUUUACCUAUGUUCUUUUUGCGUCUGCCAUUGAUGGUACUCUUUAUGCUGCAACUGCAUUGCUCGGAAUCUGCUAUGGUGUCCAAUUUUCUAUCAUGGUCCCAACAGCCUCCGAGCUUUUUGGUUUGAAGAAUUUCGGAAUAAUUUUCAAUUUCAUGUCAAUUGGGAAUCCUGUUGGUGCUUACCUUUUCUCGGGUCUCCUUGCUGGAUAUAUAUAUGAUAAUGAGGCAGCAAAGCAGCAAGCCGAGUCUUGUUUGGGUCCAAGUUGUUUUAGACUCACCUUUCUGGUUCUGGCCGGCCUCUGUGGUGUGGGUGCCAUACUUAGCAUUUUUCUUACUCGAAGAAUUAAGUCUGUUUACGAGACACUUUAUGGUGGGGGCUCCUUCCAGCUGCCUCAGAUUCAAAGUCAAAGUUCAAAUCACUGAGAUGUUUGGAAUGAAGUGUGAGUAGAUCUUUUCUUAAGCCAUUGCUGAAUCAUGUCUUUGUUUUCCCCUUCAGCUUAACAAGUUUGGGUUUCUUGAACUUUGAAUCAAUGUGGUGCAUUAUGCAUGUGAGGGCACCAGGUCUUCAUAUGACUACGCAUUGAGUCUCUAAUCCAUACAUGUGAUAGUUGUUUUACUCAUAAUCUUGAUUAAUAUUGUAAAACAACAGAAUGUUGGGUUUUGGAAGAAAGGCUGCUAUUUUUAACACAUAGCUCCCAGAUGCAUCCCAACAAGAUAUCUGUGCUACUAGUGCAUCUGCUUUUGAUAUUUUAUCUGUGGUUUGGUACAUGAUACUGUAUCUUUUCAUUACAUGUGCAUGUAAUAAGAAAAUGUGAUCUGUCAGGCAUCAUUUAUUUUGAAAAAGAUACUUCAAUGGCUGAAUGGAUGUGAAACUAAAAGGG
Messenger RNA from Ilex paraguariensis (yerba mate), 2171 nucleotides. The record is from the annotation of a GenBank genome assembly. NCBI's taxonomy places the organism in Eukaryota, Viridiplantae, Streptophyta, Magnoliopsida, Aquifoliales, Aquifoliaceae.